This is a messenger RNA of Lodderomyces oxycetoniae, 486 nucleotides long. RefSeq lists its product as uncharacterized. The transcript is spliced from 2 exons. The record is from RefSeq and is a predicted model, not a curated record. Bases 1 to 486 code for a protein of 161 amino acids. Lineage: Eukaryota; Fungi; Ascomycota; Pichiomycetes; Serinales; Debaryomycetaceae.
AUGGCUGCUUUGCUAACGAUAUUGAAAUUGAAGAAGGGAAAAUCAACUUAUACGCUAACGAUUUCUUCACCAGUGACAUUAGAAGCGAUAAGGGAACAACUUUCUCUUGCGAUAAACAAUUCCGGUGGGUUACCAGAAGCAGAUGAAAAUGCGACAGACCAGAUGGAGGAAGGAGUAGAUGAAGAUGAAGAGAAUAUACCUGUUCCCAAAUCAGAAUUUGAACAAGUGGAACAAGUGGAACAAGACGAGGAAAUAAUAAACCAUAAAUCACUUAUACCAGAGGAAAUAAUAAACCAUAAAUUAGUUAUACCAGAGGAACUACGCGUGGCAGUACCGCAAAAUCCAGCGGCUCCUUUUGACAAUCAAUGGAUCGAAUUGAAUAAAGAUAAUUUCAAACAAGUGUCAUUCAAAGAUUUUGACAUUCUAGCAUUUAGCACCACUCCUGGAGUUGACUUUGAAAUUGUUGAAGCGGCAUUCAUAGAGUGA